GCCACAAUCCCAUCCGGCUUACAUUGCCGCCUGACCACGACGGUCUCUUCUCAGUUCGAUAUUCAUCUAGGUAUUGGUGCCCGUUACUGCUAGAUGCUCCAUCGGUGGCUCUCCCUGCGUCGUUGUUGCGCUCGCGCACAUGCUUGUCGAGAGCGUUGUGCUGUGUCAUGCACGAAACUACCUUGCCCACCCGCUUACGCCCAAUCUGCAAAAUGUCCGAUCGUUCAUCAAUCUGCUGUCGUAUCUUUCUAACUUAAACCCCAAAGAAACCGGUUUCAACUUUCAACCCAAGGGAUGAUCCCCCGUUGGAUCAGCGUGCCAUCCGUCAUCCCCGGCUUGUCUCCUCGCAGGCUCAGAGGUCAUGAGAGUGAAACGUCAAAGGCUCCCGCGCCAUCAUCAUUAUGUACGAAUACCUACUUCGUACAGCAAACUCACGUCAACUCAACUCGGGCUGCGAGACGAAGCAGACUCUCUAUGGCCGAACCCAGAGCCCAUGGGGGGAUCCUCCAUGCAGUCGGGUCGAACAGGCGUGUCGCAUGCGACAGGCCCUUGGUCGCCGCCUUAUCGCGUGGCACCCUCUGGGCGGUGCCGCGGUGGGCGUGGCAGCACUUGCAGGCUGCAGCUUUCUCUCAAGAAAUAUUCCGCGAUCCCCAGUAUCCGUACGCGAUUUCGACCAUGGCCCAGCUUCUUUACCCGUUGGCGUUAAGUUAUGCCACGGCCCCUAUUGCGAGCCAUGCUCCUCGCUGGCGCAGCUGCUUCCCGUUUUACCCCUCAUCUCUCGCCCUGGUAUCCCUUCCCUUCUUUUUCUCGACCCCUUCCAAGUGACAAUGACAUGAAUGCUCGAACCCGGAGGUGCGGACGAAAUUCAUGUGAAGGGCAAGCCAACCUGGUCAUGGAAAAUCCGGGAACCCACAACUGUCAGCAAACGAACACUGAACAGUGGGAAAUGUGGGAAGUGUGGGAACUAGUAUGGACUGG
Colletotrichum phormii is the source of this 978-nucleotide messenger RNA. RefSeq lists its product as uncharacterized. The record is from RefSeq and is a predicted model, not a curated record. Lineage: Eukaryota; Fungi; Ascomycota; Sordariomycetes; Glomerellales; Glomerellaceae. Bases 295 to 825 code for a protein of 176 amino acids. The transcript has 2 exons.